Molecule: messenger RNA, 2760 nt
Organism: Cajanus cajan (pigeon pea)
Lineage: Eukaryota; Viridiplantae; Streptophyta; Magnoliopsida; Fabales; Fabaceae
Product: G-type lectin S-receptor-like serine/threonine-protein kinase At4g27290
Biological process (GO): protein phosphorylation; recognition of pollen
Cellular component (GO): plasma membrane
Molecular function (GO): ATP binding; protein serine/threonine kinase activity
Source: RefSeq, a predicted model, not a curated record
UAUUACCCUCCAUUUCAAGUCACAACUUGCCCUGACCCUUUCUUUUCACCGUGCCGGUCUAAUCAUGCAACAUGAUUGUUAGUUUAAAGACUUUUUGAAUGUAUCAACUAGCACAUCUCAAAGUCUUCAAAUGAAUUUAAUGGACAUGGAGGCUUGUAACCAUGGAAAACCAUCAUAACACAACAAUGUUAAUAACGGUGCUCAGUUUCUUCUUCUACCUCAUUUCCAUGUUAUCUAUACAAGGCACCCUCUCUCUUACUCCAAAUGAGUCAAUCCAAGGCAACAAGACCAUGGUUUCAGCAUCUGGAACUUUUGAAGCAGGGUUCUUCAACGUUGGAAAUUCACAAGGCCAAUACUUUGGUAUAUGGUACAAGAACAUUUCACCAAGGACUAUUGUGUGGGUUGCCAACAGAGAUGCCCCAGUGAAAAGCUCAACAGCAUUUCUCACAGUAACAGAUCAAGGGGAUCCUGUUAUUCUUGAUGGAUCAAGGGUCACUGUGUGGUUCUCCAACUCAUCAAGAGUUUCUAAGAAACCAAUCAUGCAGCUUUUGGAUUCAGGAAACCUUGUUGUGAAAGAUGAAGAUAGUAGCAAAGGGAAAUUCUUGUGGGAAAGUUUUGAUUACCCUGGUGACACUUUCCUUGCAGGAAUGAAACUUAGGACAAACUUAGUCAGUGGUCCUAAUAGGUCUCUCACAUCAUGGAAAAACCAGGAAGAUCCUGGUUCUGGUGAGUUUUCAUAUCACAUAGAUGCUCAUGGCUUUCCUCAGCUGGUUACUACAAAGGGAAAAAGAUUGUUUAGCAGAGGAGGGUCAUGGAAUGGCUUUGUUUUUGGUGGAGUUUCGUGGCGAAGGAUGCUUAGACUCUUCAAUUUUACUCUAGUGGUUAAUGACAGGGAAGUUAUUUACCACUAUGAAAACUUGAAUGAUGACACUGUUAGUAGGUUAGUGCUCAAUCCAUCAGGCUUUGCACAACGUUUGAUAUGGUCUCAGAACCGUGGUUGGGAGGCUAUAUCUACUCGUCCCGCGGAUCAGUGUGAUUAUUAUGCCUUUUGUGAUGUCAAUUCUGUGUGUAAUAUUACUAAUUCUCCAAAAUUAUGUGCAUGCUUGGAAGGUUUUGUACCCAAAUUCCAUGAGAAGUGGAGUUCAUUAGAUUGGUCUGGUGGGUGUGUUAGAAGAGUAAACUUGAGUUGUGGUGGUGAUAAGUUUCGGAAGUACACGGGAAUGAAGUUCCCAGACACUUCUUCUUCUAGGUAUUCCAAUGACUUGAGCCUUGAGAAUUGUAAGAAAUUGUGUUUGGAAAACUGCUCUUGUACAGCGUAUGCAAAUAUAGAUGUCAAUGGGAGAGGGUGCUUGCUUUGGUUUGAUAACAUUGUGGAUAUGACCAAACACACAGACCAAGGACAAGAUAUUUACAUAAGACUUGCAGCUUCAGAGUUUGAUCAUAGAGGGAAUAACCAGAGCUUUGAUAACAAGAAGCUUGCAGGGAUACUAGUAGGCGUUGUAGCAUUCAUCUUGGUACUUGGAUUGGCCACAAUCACAUAUAUAAAGAGGAAGAAGCUCGCAGAGGGAGGGAUACUAAAAAUAUUUCACCAGAAGUACAAAAGGGAUAAGGAAGACGUGGAGUUAGCAACAAUAUUUGAUUUUUCAACCAUCUCUAAUGCCACAAAUAAUUUUUCAGACAGUAACAAGUUAGGAGAAGGUGGCUUUGGACCAGUAUACAAGGGUGUAUUGAAAGAUGGACAAGAGAUUGCGGUCAAGAGACUUGCAAAAACUUCUGAACAAGGAGCAGAGCAGUUCAAAAAUGAAGUGAUGUUGAUGGCAAAACUUCAACACCGAAAUCUUGUGAAACUUCUCGGUUGUUCUAUUCACCCAAAAGAAAAGCUAUUGAUCUACGAAUACAUGUCCAACAGAAGCUUGGAUUACUUUAUUUUUGAUUCAACUCAAAGUAUACAACUAGAUCUCACAAAACGCCUCCAAAUUAUUGAUGGUAUUGCUCGAGGGCUACUCUAUCUUCAUCAAGACUCUAGAUUAAGAAUUAUCCACAGAGAUCUCAAAGCUAGCAACAUUCUUCUAGAUAAUGAUAUGAAUGCAAAGAUAUCAGAUUUUGGUUUGGCAAGAACAUUUGGAGGGGAUCAAGCUGAGGCCAAUACAAAUAGAGUGAUGGGAACAUAUGGUUAUAUGCCUCCUGAAUAUGCGCUGCAUGGAACCUUUUCAAUCAAAUCUGAUGUAUUUAGCUUUGGUGUAAUUGUACUAGAGAUACUUAGUGGGAGAAAGAAUCGGAAUUUUCAUGACUCUCAACAUCAUCUUAAUCUUCUUAGUCAUGCAUGGAGAUUGUGGAUUGAAGAAAAACCACUUGAGCUAAUAGAUGACCUAUUAGAUGAUCCAGCCACUCCACAAGAAAUACUGAGAUGUAUUCAUGUGGGUCUAUUAUGUGUGCAACAAACUCCAGAAAAUAGACCCAACAUGUCAUCUGUGGUUCUAAUGUUGAAUGGUGAAAAGUUGUUGCCUGACCCAACCCCACCUGGGUUCUACACAGGAACAGAUCAACAUCCACUUCAGGUAGAAUCUUCUACAAGAAGUUGUGGAGCCUGUUCACAAAAUGAUGCUACAGUGUCCUUGUUAGAGGCACGAUAGAAUAACUCAUUUUUAUAGGAAUUAUGUUGAUACAGAAAUUAGGGGUCCGUUUGGAAAAAAAUAUUUGAAAAAGAACUCGUGUAAGUAAUUGAAAGAACUUAUGAAAAUAACUUAUAAAGUUAGAAUA